This is a messenger RNA of Aspergillus viridinutans, 375 nucleotides long. RefSeq lists its product as uncharacterized. The transcript is spliced from 3 exons. Bases 1 to 375 code for a protein of 124 amino acids. NCBI's taxonomy places the organism in Eukaryota, Fungi, Ascomycota, Eurotiomycetes, Eurotiales, Aspergillaceae. The record is from RefSeq and is a predicted model, not a curated record.
AUGUCCCUCUCAACCCCCUCCACCCCGCUCAAAGCCACCUCCAUCGGCUGGCUCCUCAUCUCCGUAGCCCAUACUAUCUCAGCACGGGACUGGCAAUCCCUCCCUCAGUUCCGCCACCUGCCUAAUCUAGCCUACACCUGCGCCAAGGCAGGCUGGUACCAGGGUAGUGCCUUUUUCCUCAUGACUGCGAUGAUCAAUUACAACUGGGCGCAGAAUCCGGCGCUGUUGGCGGAGCCCGUCAACAAGGGGAUUGCGGCGUUGAUGACGGCGAUUGUGUGGGUGAGUGCUGGGUGGUAUUUCAAGAAGGGGGUCAAGGCGAAUGGGGUGGUUGUUGCGGCUAUGGGGGCGUUGCAGGCUUGGGCUGCUUUUUGGUAG